This is a messenger RNA of Exserohilum turcica Et28A, 723 nucleotides long. RefSeq lists its product as uncharacterized. Gene Ontology annotation, cellular component: nucleolus; preribosome, large subunit precursor. Gene Ontology annotation, biological process: ribosomal large subunit export from nucleus. Lineage: Eukaryota; Fungi; Ascomycota; Dothideomycetes; Pleosporales; Pleosporaceae. The coding region runs from base 152 to 712 and encodes 186 amino acids. The record is from RefSeq and is a predicted model, not a curated record. The transcript has 2 exons.
AUAGAGCUCAAAGCAUUCUCUUUCACUAACCACCCAAAGCCACACCACGCGCCUUGGGAGAAGACAAAAAGAAAAGAAAGCAAAGGCUCCUUGCUUGCGUCCUUUCAAUUCAACACUACCAAAAAAAGAGUGUGUGUACUUCAAACACACAAUGGCGAAGACGGCAAAAGUCAAGAAGCGCCAAGUCACACAGCACUCGCGCGCCGCACGCCGCGCCGCCUCCCCAACGCUGGACCUGAGCAAAAGCGAAAAAACAGCGACAGCGCGCACAACAAGAACAACGCGGGACUCGGCGUCGCCGUCACGACCCUCGUCGAUAAACCCACAUGCGCUCGCCGCCAAGGACGCCGGCAUCCAGAAGAAGCAGAAAAAGGGCGCGAAUAUGACGCGCGCUCAGCGGCUGCGGCACCAAAAGGGCCUGGAGCGCGCCGAAGAGAACAUGGAUAAGCUGGCGAACAAGCGGUUGAAGAGCCUGGGCAAAGGGCGCAAGGUGGUGGAGAGGUCUAAGGGCUGGGAGGAUAUUAAUGGCGAGGGGUUGAAGAAGAGUAGGAAGGCGGGUGUGCUGGAGGAGGUGGAGGUGGGCAGGAAGGAGAGGGAGUGGGGAGGCGACGAGGAGAUGGAUGAUGAUGAUGGGGAGGGCAAGAAGGCAGAUGUUGCGGUGCAGCCGGUGCCAGCGCCAGCGCCAGCCGAGGAAGUGGAUGAGAUGCUAUGAGGACGAGGACG